GUGAGAGAGAGAGAGAGAGAGAGAGAUUGGUACUUGUGCAUGCGUGCACGCGCGCGCGCACCCGGCCAAUCAGAUCUCCUCUGCUGAGCUGCGGCUGGUUGGCAGAUCUGGGAGCGAGAGUGGAGUGGACUGUGAGCAAACUAACACACACACACACACACACACACAUCUAAGAUGUGGAGGUAACCCGGUCACACACCUUUGCAGAUGUAAAGACAGAAGCGCAAGAUGUUUGAUGAUGAGCCUGUGGUGAUUCCUCGGUGGAAUUCCUCUCUUCAACGAGCUGUGACCUCCACAGCCCCCAGCCACCUCUCCAGGAUGUGAAUACGGCUUGUCGGCUUUCUGCGGGUGUCUGGGUUUAAAGCACGAGGAUGGGUUUAAAGCAUAAAGAUGGGCAUGUGGUGCGCUGAGCUGGGUGGCUGGGCCUGAUCUCCGUCCACAGGCCUCUCUUUAACAUGAGAGCCUGUUUGAGCUCUCUGCUGCUGGGCCUCUUCGCGCUCCAGAGGAGCCUCGGCAGCCCAUCUACGGCAGGCCUGGGCUUAAACACACUCUCUCACAACCGAACCAGACUUCCCGUGAGCCCAGUCCAAAACACACACACUCACAACCGAACCAGACUUCCUGUGGCCCCAGUCCUAAACACACACACUCACAACCGAACCAGACUUUCUGUGGGCUCUGUCCUAAAUGCACACACACAAAAUCGGACUAAACUCCCUGAGGGAGGGAAGGACCCCCAUCACCGGCCCAAGAGGGGUUGGGUGUGGAAUCAGUUCUACGUUUUGGAGGAGCACAUUGGACCAGAGCCGCAGUAUGUCGGAAAGUUGCACUCCAACUCGGAUAAGGGUGAUGGCUCAGUGCGAUAUCUCCUCUCAGGAGAAGGCGCUGGCACCAUCUUCACCAUUAAUGAGUCUACAGGAGACAUUCAUGCCACCAAGAGCCUGGACCGUGAGAAGAAGAAUCACUACGUACUCCACGCUCGCGCAAUCCACAGCGUCACACACCACACCGUGGAGCCCGAGUCCGAGUUCAUCAUCAAGGUUCAGGAUGUGAACGACAACGCACCUACCUUCCCCAACGGCCCGUUCACUGCCUCCGUACCCGAGAUGGCCGACAUCGGAACGUCAGUUAUCCAGAUCACUGCCACGGAUGCUGACGACCCCACGUACGGCAACAGCGCCAGGAUAGUCUACAGCGUCCUGCAGGGGCAGGCAUAUUUCAGCAUCGACCCGAAAACCGGUGUCAUCAGGACAGCACUGGCCAACAUGGACAGAGAAACCAGAGAAAUGUACUCCAUCAUCAUCCAAGCCAAAGACAUGGCCGGCUCAGUGGGGGGUCUUUCAGGGUCCACCACCGUCAACAUCACACUCACCGAUGUCAACGACAAUCCACCCAGGUUUCCUCAAAAAAACUACCAGCUGUACGUCCCAGAGUCUGCUCAGGUUGGGAAGGCUGUGGGAAAAAUCAAAGCCAAUGAUGAAGACCUCGGAAUCAACGCAGAGAUGGAGUACAAGAUCACCAAUGAGGAAGGGGCGGCCAUGUUUUCCAUCUCUGCUGACAGUGAUAAGAGAGAGGGGGUCAUCUCCCUGAAAAAGCAUCUGGAUUAUGAGAAGAAAAAGGCUUACACUUUAAGCAUCGAGGGAGCGAAUACACACCUGGACCCUCAUUUCUCGCACCUCGGCCCGUUCAAAGACACCACCACGCUGAAGAUCAUCGUCGGGGACGUGGACGAAGCUCCAAUCUUUCCCUUGGAUUAUUACAUCAUGGACGUCUACGAGAACGCGCCGGCCGGCACAGACGUCGGCAUGGUGACGGCUCAAGACCCCGACAAUGCCAGGGGGAAAAUCAGGUACUCCAUCGACGAGAGCGCAGAUGGAGAGACGCUUUUCAGCAUCGAUGAGAACAGCGGCCUCAUUAAAACCACGGCGAGUCUGGAUCGAGAGGGCGUGGCCUGGCAUAACAUCACUGUCAGUGCUGCAGAGGUUGACAAUCCCAUGUUGGUGAGCUCCGUCCCUGUCACAGUCCAAGUCCUGGACGUCAACGACAACACGCCGUACAUCCAGACGGACAGUGACAUCAUCGUGUGUGAGAGUACCAAAGCAGGCCAGGUCAUCCAGACCAUCAGGGCUACGGACAGGGACAACUUUGCCAACGGACGCUUUUCCUUCGCUCUGCCAGCAGAUGUUCCGGCCAAUCCAAACUUCACCCUCAAGGAUAAUGAAGACAGCAGUGCGAGUAUCGUGGCCCGGCGCUGGGGCUUCAGUCGGGCCGAUCAGGAGCUCCAUCAGCUGGCCGUGGUGGUGUGGGACGGAGGAGAGCCGGCGCUCAGCAGCACCACCACCCUCACGCUGCGUGUGUGUCCGUGCCAACGCGGCCUCCGAUCACCGACCUGCCGACCCCAGGCCUUCUUCUCCUCCGCCGGCCUCAGCACCGGGGCUCUCAUCGCCAUCCUGCUCUGCGUCCUCAUCCUGCUGGCCAUCGUGGUGUUGUUUGUUACCCUGCGGAGCAAAAAGAGCAAAAAAGAGACGCUGAUCAUUUCCGAGGAGGACAUCAGGGAGAACGUAGUGACGUACGAUGACGAAGGCGGAGGCGAGGAGGACACUGAAGCCUUUGACAUGGCGGCUCUGAGGAACCCCGAGGCUGCGGCGGAGGCUCGUAAAAAACGGAAGAGGAGGAAGGAGGAGGCGCAGUGUGAGACGUUCGGGGCCGUAGGGGUGGAGACGCUGAGUCCGUCCCUGUCCCUGCCCGUUCAGGACAUCCAGGAAGUGAUCCAGCUGAAGGUAGUGGAGGCGGAUCAGGACACGAGCGGGUCACCGUACGAUUCGCUGCAGACGUACGCGUACGAAGGCCAGGGUUCUCCGACCGGCUCCAUCAGCUCUCUGGACCUUCCUGAUCCUCCAUAUGAACCCGACACACUCGACCUGGACGCCUCGUGGCCUGACGUUCACUCACUCGCAACACUUUUCCAGGAGAGAAGCGACCAGCACACGCUCUAGUGUCGCUCGGUGUGUGUUUAAAACCCUGAUAUCGUGUCUUUUUUUCCUCAUCGGUGUUCAGAUGAUCCUGCACAGAAAGGCUGUUCUGUUUUUACCUUUUUUUUUUUUUUUUGGUCCAAAUUUUCCGCGGGAUUAUUUUGACUCUUGUUUUUUUUUUUGGAGAAAAAGUGAGAAAAUACUAAACACAAGGACCAACAAAGGAAACUAUUUUCCCUGGUGUAUAUUUUAUAUUGCUUAAUAAAGUCCAUGAUUGCGGAUAAAUAAAUCAAUUUAUAUUUGUAGAUUUGUUCUUUUCCAGCAGGAAGUAAACGGCGUGAGUGAAUCAAAUCACAGCAGAAAGGAUACUGGUUUGCAUACUGGUUUAUCCUGCUCAAUAUUCCUCAGGUAUGUGACCCUGAAGUCAAAAUGGGUGUUUCAGAGCAUCUUGUACCUCGGCCUUGGCGUUAUGGACACCAGUACGAUAAUACAUUACAAUCUAGAAAAAAUAUAUUUUUUUAAAUAUAUAGUUUUGGAGUUACACUUGUUUUAAUUUUAUAGUACAUUACUUCAGGGGAAUUGAUUUUUUUUCUAUGAUUUUUUUUAAUUUUUCAAUGACUCAUCAUGUACUCGUGUCCAAUUCAAUGAUCUCUAGAACACAUAGGUCCCGCCCCCGGGGGCGUGUCUUGCUCUACAGUAGCAGCUCAUUAGCAGUAAACAUGUCUUGUCAGUGAAUCUAUUGCACAUUAUUCCCUUUUCCAACCCUCGCUUGGUGGAGAAUAAAGGGGUGGAGUUUAGUCGAUCAGAAGAGGGCGGAGUUGGCAGUUUUGCGCCAACAACAGCUCAUGCUAUUUUGUGGAAAAGGCUUGCAUUAUAACCUCUUUACUAUCCUCCAUAUUUAGCUAGUUUUCUAAUCUACUGUUAAGUUAGUUUAGAUUCGAUGGGGCUUGGUGCAGCUCGAACACUAUUGGCUGUUGUGUAAAUCAGUCACGCACUUCAACACUCCGUCACUCUGACUUCCUGUUUCAAAAGGAAGUGCAUACAGAAUCGAAUAACAGCCAUUUCAGGUGGAAUUUAUUGCUUGGUUUCAGCUUUAAAUACAGUGCAAUCCAGUUAUAGUUAUCCCACACUGUCCCAUUUUUCUUCAUAUUUCUCACAUUUAUUCAUCUCACACUGCAUUUUUCAUCCACAGGUCAAAGGGCAUGCAAUUCAACAUAAAUCACUGUUGUCAAAACCUAAGAAAAUAACUUAUUAUAAUUCCUGAGAACUGGAAGAAUUAUAAUUGGAUUACAGCAGCAUUCUGUAGAAGGUAAUUGGAUUCAAAUGCUUCACUGGGCACCUUUUAUUACUUUCCCAUGACUUAUGAAUCAAGUGUGAAAAGUCUGUGUUUGCAAUCUCGUCCUGAUCAAUUCCUCAGUCUCGCAUCACGCACACGAACAACAGCGCUUUAAUAUCUGCUGUAGUGCCGCUGAUGAUGAUGACAAUGAUGAGGACGAUUGUUGUGGACUAGGCACGGCCUCAUAAAGAGUUACGCAAUAUGCAAAAGAUAACAACCAAUGAAGCCUCCGGAUAUCAUUAAAUAACGCGAGAUGGACGGAUAGCGCAACACAAAGCGGAGUGGCCUCACCAGAAUUUAUUAAAGCAGCCUUCCUCUGAUAUGAUAUGAAAAAAAAACUCAUUGUCAUUUUAUUUAGCUAACCUUCUAAAUACUGUUAUACAAUCGUUGCUAUGGUUACACAUCAGAGACAGAUAUCCCACUCUGUUCAUAAACCGUUCCUCACUGCGUAAAUCUGUAUCAUUCAUUUUUCUUAUUUUCGGAGCUGCUAGCAAAAUGUGGACACGAUAACCUGUUAUUCAUGCCUGUUGUCAUGGUUACUGUUUAACAUUAUUAGUUAAUAUUAAUCAGAAGAAUUGAUUCUUAGAACUGCGAUCAAAGAUUAGAACAAAUUGACAUCAGAGGUGAAUCAAUGUAUAAGAAAAUGCCAGCCAAUCAGAAACACUUAAUACUGAAACACAGUUAUUACUAAUUAUUAGUUAUUCCUAAAAUUAUUAUCCAGUUAUUAUUUAGUUAUUACCGAAAUAUACUCAGUUAUUACUGCAGCAUGCUCAGCUAUUAUCUGGUAAUUACUGCAAUGUCUCCAUUAUUACCCUUAUUACUGCAGCCUUUUCAGUUGUUACCCAGUUAUUACAUGCUGUUAUUACUCCGUUAUUACUGAAAUGUUAUUAUUACAUGUGCCAUAUUUAGAGGUUAUUACUCAGUUAUUACUGAAACAAGCUCUUUUAUUACUCAGUUAUUACUGAAACAUGCUCUUUUAUUACUCAGUUAUUACUGACACAAGCUCUUUUAUUACUCAGUUAUUACUGAAACAUGCUCUUUUAUUACUCAGUUAUUACUGAAACAAGCUCUU
Pangasianodon hypophthalmus (striped catfish) is the source of this 5380-nucleotide messenger RNA. It is a transcript of the gene cdh18a, whose product is annotated as cadherin 18, type 2a. NCBI's taxonomy places the organism in Eukaryota, Metazoa, Chordata, Actinopteri, Siluriformes, Pangasiidae. The coding region runs from base 456 to 2996 and encodes 846 amino acids. Gene Ontology annotation, biological process: homophilic cell-cell adhesion; calcium-dependent cell-cell adhesion; multicellular organism development. Gene Ontology annotation, molecular function: calcium ion binding; cadherin binding. The transcript is spliced from 12 exons. Gene Ontology annotation, cellular component: catenin complex; adherens junction; plasma membrane. The record is from RefSeq and is a predicted model, not a curated record.